UUCUUCAGGCGCAGUUAACUGGGAGUUUAUGGAGGCUGCAGCCGUGGAAAAUGAAGAUCUCUCUGGUGUUCGCUCUCCUGACCCGAGCACUGUUUGGAGAUAUAUGCUUGGCCAUCAAUGCCACCAUCACACCCUUCCCGUUCACAGUUGCUCAAGAAGGUCAGAAUAUCACUCUCACCUGUGUCGUGUCGCAGCGACGCCGCAAUGCAGCUUUGCCAGUUGUUAAAUGGACCUUUCUACCAGCGGGCACAGAUCGACCAGAGGACGAACUCCUCAUCGCCCGUGUCAACAUGAGGAAAGCUCGUUUCUAUGGCAACUACACAAAGAGUUUCCCAUGGCCUAAGAUGAAGCUGACGGUGCUGAAGCAAGGAAAGAUCUUCGAGCUGCUGAUCUUGAACGUGUCCGAGGGGGACCAGGGGCUCUACAUGUGUCGGGUGCAGGAAUUUAAAAGACACCAGGAACGUUGGAAGUCCUCAUCCAACUGCACUGCAGCUACUGAGCUCAGAGUGCAUCUUCUACCGGCCACCAAGGCUAAAGAAAGCCUGUGGAGUUUGUUUGAAGAUGUGUACCUGUGUGCAGUGUUGAUCUGCUCAGUGGGUCUGCUGUGCAUGUGCAUGUUCACCGUGACGGUAACCUGCCAGUUCAUACAGAGGAAGCAGAGACUAAAAGAUAAUUACCACUUGGUCAAAAGUCCACAAAACAGCUCAGGGGAGACAGUCACCAGUGUGGUCAGUGUUUCUCCUGCUCUACCAAAGAAGGAGAGGAGGUACAGAAAGAAAAGGAGUAGAGACUACCAGGAGGAGAAACCACCAGAGAUACCAGCAAAAGCUCCCAUUGGAGAUAAAACACGCAAGCCCAAACUUUUAAAACCUCAGCCAAGGAAAGUAGUAUUGCCGAGGAUAGUGGAGGAGAAUCUGACGUAUGCAGAACUGGAUCUGGUGAAGCCGAUUCCAGAGACAAAGGCUUCACGUAGUGGGACUGUAUAUGCUCAGAUACAGUUUGGAGAGCAGCAGCUAUGAGAAAAACACAUAGACCACUAAUAACUGUGCCUUCUGUAAAAAGUUUUGUCUAUUUAUAUUAAGUGUUGUACUGCUUUGUAUCCAAAUGGGUUGUGAAGGACAAUGUGUAUGUUCUUAGAAGUAUUACACAAUUGUAUAUGUGAUUUUAUAUAAAGUAUAGCUGCAUUUUACUUAAAAAGGACACAUUUUUAUAUUGGAGUAUUGUUUAGUUUUUGUUCCCAUGCUUGAAUACUGUGUAGCCUAAACUGGAAAAACCCAACACAUGAGUUUUGUGGAGAUUUAAGACCUGAUUUGUCCAGUUAGUGGCAGAUCGAUAGCAGGAACAUCAUCAGACACCAUGGAGGCCAUAGUCUUUCUGGGUACCCUGUUUGUUCUGCCUCUUUCUUCUUCCUUCAACCAUCCAUCCCUUGAACAAAUUAUCAGGCUUAAAAGACUUGAGGUUUUAUGAUUUUGCAUCCUAACCAGGAUAAUCUGCAUUUAACUGUUGUUUCUAGUAAGUUACUGUUUAAAUGAUCUAUUUAUGCUUAAUCUAAGAAGGUCAUCGAUGGUCUAUGAGCCUCUGGAAGCAGUGGUUGUUGGGGCCAGUUGAAAUCCAGAUAACAUCCAGAUUAAUCCAGGUUAUCUGCACAGACUCGAUAUCCUAACUUCUGGAUAAUGUUUCUACUCUCAAACUAUAGGAGCAAC
Melanotaenia boesemani (Boeseman's rainbowfish) is the source of this 1703-nucleotide messenger RNA. RefSeq names its product V-set and transmembrane domain containing 4b (gene vstm4b). Bases 51 to 1019 code for a protein of 322 amino acids. NCBI's taxonomy places the organism in Eukaryota, Metazoa, Chordata, Actinopteri, Atheriniformes, Melanotaeniidae. The transcript has 8 exons. The record is from RefSeq and is a predicted model, not a curated record.